AUGGAAGGCUUCGGACACAGGUACUUUUACUACUACCUCAGCCUGGGAGAUGAGCCGGACAGCGGGGCUCGGAGUUGCUUUCCUGCUGCCUCUGGUCGCCACUACUUACGCCUACGAUGUCGGUAUUCCUAUGGCGUUUAUUUCGCCGUCGGAUACCUGUUGACGAGGCCCUUUGGAGGCUGGCCACUGCCGUCGCUGUUUUGUUCCGGCGGAUCCAGACGCGGACGGCCAAUCUGCCACCGUCACUCGACUAGCCAUCCCCGAAAACCCCCCCCUACACCGGCCCGUCGCCGGAAACCGCCCCCAGCCGCCGCUCUCGUCCCCCGAAACGACGUCACCGGCGAACUCGCCGCUGCGGCGUUUUCAGGCCCGGCGCCUCUCACCAUCGUGGUCGCCAUCCUCCAUAACCCCGUCCCCACCCAACCGCCGCCGGAAAUCGCUGCAGCACCGUCGGCCGCUACUGCCCUCUGCGGCGAUAACUUUCAAGCGCCGGGUAUCUAUCAACCACCGGCGUUGGAUCGCCGUUUGGCCACCGUCACUGAACUCGCAGGGCUGAGGUGUCCCCGAAUCCACCCCUCGUCGCCGGAAUACGCCGCCGGCUCCGCCCCUGACGGUUGGCCUCCCGCACCGUCGCCACCGCGUUCGGCAUCCCCCGCCGUCGGACCACCAUUUCUGACGACGGAUCGUGUUCCCCUGGCCGGAAAACCCUAG
Andrographis paniculata is the source of this 711-nucleotide messenger RNA. RefSeq lists its product as uncharacterized. Lineage: Eukaryota; Viridiplantae; Streptophyta; Magnoliopsida; Lamiales; Acanthaceae. The transcript has 2 exons. The record is from RefSeq and is a predicted model, not a curated record. The coding region runs from base 1 to 711 and encodes 236 amino acids.